Gossypium arboreum is the source of this 1517-nucleotide messenger RNA. Its product is annotated as protein IQ-DOMAIN 19-like. The record is from RefSeq and is a predicted model, not a curated record. Gene Ontology annotation, molecular function: protein binding. Bases 106 to 1236 code for a protein of 376 amino acids. NCBI's taxonomy places the organism in Eukaryota, Viridiplantae, Streptophyta, Magnoliopsida, Malvales, Malvaceae. The transcript has 3 exons.
AUUAAAAAAGAGAAAUAAAAAAAAAGUUACUAGUCAACAACACUAACAAGUUAUCUGUAUAAAUUUAUAAGAUCUUUGGUCUUUUUUUCUGGGGUGUGAUCAAACAUGGGAAAGGCAAGCAAAUGGUUAGUAAACUUCUUGCUAGGGAGAAAAGAUGAUAAAGGAAAAAGGAAGAAUUUGUCCAUAUCUUUUGAUGAAGAGAAUUUGGUUUCAUCCCCAUCCGCAACUCCAUCGUCCGCAUCUUCGUUUAAGCGGAGAUGGAGUUUUGGGAAGUUGUCGAGUAAAGAUCGAGCUCAUAAGAGUUCCCGGUCACUUGACUCAAUGAUUGCAACUCCACUUUUGAAGCAAGCUGUAUUCAAUAUGGAGAUCCGGCAUGAUAACAAGAGGGUUUUCACAAUGGCCAUGAUGAAUUCUAGCAGAAGGAAAACAAAAGCAAGAUAUGCAGCAGUGGAAAAUGCGGCAGCGACCCAGAUUCAAGCCGCUUUUCGUUCGUAUUUGGCAAGGAAAGCAUUGCAUGCUUUAAGGGGACUAGUAAAGUUGCAGGCAUUGGUUAGGGGUUACUUAGUGAGAAAACAAACAACUGCUACUCUCCGAAGCAUGCAUGCGUUAAUGUCUAUACAAGUUCGAGCUCGGUUUCAGAGAAUUCAGAUGGCUGACCAAUCACAACUUGAUGUAAAAUCCCAAUCAUUAAGAUAUGGCAGGUUUCUCCAGGAGAUGGAGUUCAAAAGAUCACAAAGAGAAGGUAUUAAUGAAAAACAUGGGCUUGUGAAGAGCCAAAACGGUUUAAUGAAUCAUUCACAAAUGGAGAGGAUUGAGCAAGGAAUCAUCAAAUAUUACUCAGGAGAGCUUCCAAUCUUAAAGAGGCAACCAAAGCAUGAGGAGUUCUCAUUCACCACACACAACAGUCCCCGACAUUCUCCUCCAACGUCGAAGGCAACGCCUGCUAGAUCCUCUUUCAGUUCUCAUGAUUAUCCGUACAUGCCGAGUUACAUGGCGAACACGCAAUCUUCGAGGGCCAAACUCCGGUCACAAAGCGAACCAAGACAACGGCCUGCAUUGAACUUCAAAGCCAAAAGCAAGAGAAUAACUUCGGCCGAAGAAAUGGAUGAUGAUAUUCUUCCACGUUAUUCAUUUUCGCAGUCGAAAGGCGUUGCGGAUGAACAUCAAGAUCCAUGGAUUGUCAAACUUUAUCAAUCUACAAUUAAACCAAAGAUGGAUACCUCUUCUUACAAAUGAGGUAAGUCAAGUGUUCACUGCAGUAGGUCCAAGAUUGAAUCUCUGUCACACGGACUCCGGAGAAAAAGCUGGAUAUAGGUAUAUAUCCGAUACGAAUAUAUUCAGUAAACUUUUAUGUAUUUGGAAGUGCUUGAAAGAUGAUAUGUGAAAUCCAUAUCUGAAUAUGUGGUAGGGUACACAAGUAUCCAACAAUGAUACUUCAAAAAAAUUGAAGAAUUAGAAUAAUACAGGAUUUAACAGAUGAAAAAUAAUACAAUCUUCUGCUUUUAUAUGAAUGAAAA